AUGCUCAAUGAGGAAAUCUCAAAUGCUACACCGCGAACAAACGGAAGUUUCGCGCUCGACCACAUCGAUCAAAGUCUGUUGAACGAACCGAAUCCAGUUUUCGGGACCAUCCAGAAUGGCGAAACAGAUAUGGAUGCUAUCCAAAAGGCGAUGUCGGACCUCAAGACUCGACUUCAUAACCACGAAGAUAAAGUCAAUGUUCUUGCACACCUCUGCGAGGGAUGGAAAGGUGAGUUGGAGAGAUACUACCCACUCAUGAAGGGUAAACCCCAACCACGGAACGGUCUCGACAGUCUUACACCGCCACGACCUGGAACAUCCACGACCAAACGUCCUGCCGCUAAAGAAAAGAUUCCGUCCAAAUCACAGAAGCAGUUGUCAACUCCCAAAAUUAGGUAUACACACGGCCGAACCGACUUCGUGGAGCCAGGAUUGGCUACGAGUCCGUGGUCACCUUCCAAACUCAGGUACACAGAAGGGAAUUUCACAUUCUCACGCGAUUCGAAGCAAGAUGAACCGCCAAGUACACAGCAAGACAAGCCCACGGACAAGGAAGAUAGUAAGCGACCUCAUGAUCACCCUAGCAAAUUUGGCGAACGUGGAGAUGACAAGGACGACGGGUUCUCCAUAUUCGCCAUCCAAGCAGUCAGAUACAUCUUCAAAAAAAAAAUACUCUGA
Molecule: messenger RNA, 678 nt
Organism: Aureobasidium vineae
Lineage: Eukaryota; Fungi; Ascomycota; Dothideomycetes; Dothideales; Saccotheciaceae
Source: the annotation of a GenBank genome assembly